AGGAGGGACUUCCUAUAGCGCUGCAGUUGGAUGGCAGGGAGCCGCUCGGCUGACACGUAACUGAAGUUAAAGGUGCUAUGAAGGCCUCGUCGUGGACCCAACUUUUAACUUCUCUGUAAGCUUGCCCGAGUCACGUCAGAAACUCUGCAAGAGAGGAAGAGAGACCCACGCAGGACUCGCCCGUCUUAUUUAUUUUGUUGCUUUUAGAGCUAAAAAGAAGGCAGAGCCAGAGUUUGGCUGUAAGUCAGGCGAAAAUCUGAGCGGCUACUUUGAAGUUGCAGAGGGGGGAGAGGGUCGAGAUUUGGAUGCAGCUCUGCUAAAAAAGAUAAUAAUGUGCCCGAAAGCGAGUAUUAGCACGUAGCUUGUGUUUUCUGCGUGGAAAUGCUCUGGGUGUGAGGGGAGGGGGAGGUUUCCUCAGUUUCCUCAGUUCUCACCGGGAGGGGGGAAAAGUUGAGUCGGAACUUUCCAGCGGCAGAGACGGGGCUUUCGCGCAUAGAAGGCGGGGAGGGGUGCGGGUCCAACAUGGGAAACGGGGUGUGCUCCCGGAGGCAGCGGAGGAUCUUCCAAUGUCUCCUUCUGGUCACCGUGGUCUGCGGGGUGAUGUACGGGGGCAUGAUGUCGUACGAGAUGCACAAACAGCUCAAGAGGACGGAGGCGAUGGCACUGAAGUAUCAGCAACACCAAGAGUCGCUGUCGGCACAGCUCCAAGUGGUGUAUGAGCAUCGCUCCAGGUUGGAGAAGAGUCUUCAGAAGGAGAGGUUGGAGCACAAAAAGGCCAAAGACGAUUAUCUGGUUUAUAAGAUCGAAGCGCAGCAAUCAUUGAACAGAGAGAAGCAAGAAUCAAACGGCAAAUACAACUCCUUACAAGUCCAACAUCAGAUGUUAAAGAAUCAGCACGAGGACCUGAAGAGGCAGUAUUAUGAUCUGCAUGAGCAGCACCAAGUCCAGGGCAAGGAUCACAGCCGGCUGCUGGGUGAACACAAGGAGCGCUACGAUAAACUUCAGGAGGCCAAAGAGAUAGAAGUCUCCCAGCUCAAAGAGAGUGUUGUUAACCUAAGAGAGGAAAAUAAACAACUGAGGAAAGCCCAUCACGACAUUCACGUGCAGCUACAGGACGCCCAGAUCCACCAUCAGGACCUGAAGGCAGCCCACGAUCACCUCGCACUGACGCUGGAAGACCACAAGAGUGCGCUGGCUGCAGCUCAGGCACAGGUGAAUGAAUACAAACAGCUCAAGGAGACCCUGCAAAAGGCGCCCAGCAUGGCACAACAUGCACAAGCCAACGCACAUGAAGAUCAGCAGGCUCACUGGAACACUGAUUCAAGGGCCAAUGAAGCGCACGCCCACUCUGAGGUCCAGUCCCACUCCACUGUAACCCAGCACGCCCUGUCUGAGAAAGACGAGGACAGAGAGGGAGAGGCAGAGAGGAGGAGGGAGCUGGCAGAGGAGGAGAUGGCCCAAGCUGGACAGCCUCAGAAGCUGGAGGAGGACCCAGACCAGCUACAGGAUGAGCAGCAGGAGGAAGAGCAGGAGCCAGAACAUGAAGAAGAGGAUGAGAACGCAUUGGACCGACAGAAACGCCAGCCACAGAUGGAUCCUCCUGUGAAUCUGCAUCCGGAGGACCGGCUGCAGCACAAGGUGCCCCCCCAGGUUCAGCAUCUAAAGUCAGCCUAUGAGCAGCAGCAGGAGCAGCAGCGGCUGCAGGCUCAGAGGGCAGAGGAGGGCAGGCAGAUCCAGAGGCGGCAGGAGGCCCUCCAGGCCGAGAGGGAGAGGGUGCUGAAGGACAGGGAGCAGAGGCUGAAGGUGGAGCAGGAACGUGAGCAGCAGCAGCACAGGGAGGCCGACAGACGGGAGCAGAUCCUGAGAGAAGAACACGAGAGGAAGAGGACUGAAUACGAGAAUGUGGACAAUGAUAUUCGAGAAGACGACGGUCACGCUGAGGUUGAUGAAGAGAGAGACGUUCAUAUGUUGCACGAGCAGGAGGCGGAGGAGAAUCGAGAGACGGAUCACAGAGUGCCGCCACAUCAGCAGGGUGACAUAGACGGUGACUUGAACCCUGAGGACGACCCCAACAACCAGGGAGAGGAUGAGUUUGACGAGGCCGAGGACGCCCGGCUGCCGCACCGCGCUGCCGAAGCAGAUGAAAAUGCGGCUGAAGAGGAAGAGGAGCCUGCAGCGCCGGCCCAGCACAUUCAAAUGCAUCAAAACCUCAAACCGACUGUGGAGGAGGAACUGGUGAUAGCUGGAAAUCCAGACCAGCAAGAGGACACACUGGAUGACCAGUACCAGGAGGAAGCGGAAGAUGAGGAUAAAGGCAAAAACCAUGAAGGGCCAAGAAUGGACGGGGAUCACAGAAAUGAUGCCAAGAAUAACGAGGACGUGAAUUACGAGGAGGAAGAAGAGGAGGGGGAGGAGGAUGCAGACAAGGGAAACGAUCAAAGGGCAGAAAUGUAGAAGUGCCUUUUUGUUUUGUUUUUAAAGCUUGCCUAUAGUACCAAUCAGGGCAUUCUUUCCCUUGAAUUCCAAAGGAAUAGCACCAGCCAUCCAGUGAGAGAAAACUGGGAUAUUAUGCUCAGAAGAUGGGGGACAAUAUUUCAAACACUUCUGAGAUUUGAAAGGAUCAGCUGACACUGUGGAAAUGGACAAAAUUUGGUGGGUGUAAAUGAGAUCUAUACUGUAUAGUUUUUAUAUAAUUUUUAUUCAUUUAAUUUUCCGUCUACUUUCUCGUCUGCCUGACUGCCUGGUAGUUCUUGUUUUUAAGAGCAGGCAGAGAAUGUAUUUUGUUUAUCAAAGUGCUUUGUUUGAGCGUGUGUGUGUGUGUGUAAAGGAUGCAUGUUUAUUCUGAUGUCAUGAUCAGGCCUUCAUACAUAUAUAUAUGUUUCAUGCAGACAGUUGUAAUCACAGUAGAACUCAAAUGUCAUUUUCUGUUAUUUAUUUUUUAAUAGGACGAACUCUGACAAUCAUAAAAAGUGCAAAAUUUUGAUUUUUAAAAGUCUGUGUUAUCGUGAUCCUUACCAGUUUUGUAAAGCUGAUACAUUGGUGCAUUAAAAAAAAUAUCCUGGAUAUUAUUACAGAUGCCAAUCGGUAAGCCACUUCUGGUGAAGCUGCUCACUGUGACAUGUGCCUUUCCGUUCUCCUAAGUCAUUUUAGGUCAUUUUACAUUUGGAAAAUCAUUUUUGAUGAGGUGGGAGCGAGAAGAGCACACCAGUUGGUGAUCCUUAAGCUUUAUUCAGCAUGGCUGUUAAUGGAGAACUAUUUCAUGUCCACUGCUGAUGGGAAUUUACUCUUAAUUUACUGCAGCUUCUCUAGUCUGCUGGGCAAUGUAUAGUAAAAUAAAUGCUGAAUAUUUGUACAUUUGUACACCAGUUAUAUUUGAUACAGAAAAGUGUGGGUUUCAUUGUACUGAAUUGCUGCCUGUGUGGAAUAAAGAAGAUUUCACAUAA
Pundamilia nyererei is the source of this 3443-nucleotide messenger RNA. It is a transcript of the gene golim4a, whose product is annotated as golgi integral membrane protein 4a. Gene Ontology annotation, cellular component: Golgi apparatus; Golgi membrane. The record is from RefSeq and is a predicted model, not a curated record. The transcript is spliced from 15 exons. Bases 523 to 2454 code for a protein of 643 amino acids. NCBI's taxonomy places the organism in Eukaryota, Metazoa, Chordata, Actinopteri, Cichliformes, Cichlidae.